Molecule: messenger RNA, 156 nt
Organism: Cetraspora pellucida
Lineage: Eukaryota; Fungi; Glomeromycota; Glomeromycetes; Diversisporales; Gigasporaceae
Source: the annotation of a GenBank genome assembly
UUUGAUAGUAAAGUAGUGGUUGUUACUGGUCAGUAUAAAGUCAUAAUUGUUACUAGUCAUAUUUAUGUAGCUGUAAUUGUUGCUGAUCAUAAUGGUGAAGUCAUGGUUGUUACUAAUUAUAAUAGUGAAGCUGUAAUUAUUGCUGAUUAUAAUAGU